Molecule: messenger RNA, 1992 nt
Organism: Pteropus alecto (black flying fox)
Lineage: Eukaryota; Metazoa; Chordata; Mammalia; Chiroptera; Pteropodidae
Gene: TNFRSF9
Product: TNF receptor superfamily member 9
Exons: 8
Coding region: 89-814 (241 amino acids)
Biological process (GO): apoptotic process; negative regulation of cell population proliferation
Cellular component (GO): external side of plasma membrane
Molecular function (GO): cytokine binding; signaling receptor activity
Source: RefSeq, a predicted model, not a curated record
CGUAGAGGCUCUGAAGAUCAAGGAGUGGAAAGUUGUCCACCAGCCCUGACAUCUCAUCUCAAGUGUCAUAUGUGUGCAAGGCUUCAUCAUGAGAAAUGGUUAUUGUGGCAUAGUGGCUACUGUCCUGGUGGUCAUGAAUUUUGAGAGGAUAAAGUCAAUGCAGGAUUCCUGUAGGAACUGUCCAGCUGGUACUUACUGUGUGAAAAACAAGAUUCAGACUUGCAGUCGCUGUCCUUCAAAUAGUUUCUCCAGCACAAGCGGACAAAAGGCCUGUGACAUCUGCAGGUCGUGCGAAGGUGUUUUCAGGACUAAGAAGGCGUGCUCCCCCACCAGCGACGCAGAGUGCGAGUGUGUCUCAGGAUUCCACUGCCUGGGGACGGGAUGCAGGAUGUGUGAACAGGACUGUGAGCAAGGUCAAGAAUUAGCCGAAGAGGGUUGUAAAGACUGCUCCUUUGGGACAUUUAAUGAUCAGAAAAAUGGCAUCUGUCGACCCUGGACAGACUGUUCUUUGGACGGGAAGUCUGUACUUGUGAAUGGGACGAAGGAAAGAGAUGUGGUGUGUGGACCAGCCUCGGCUGACUUCUCUCCAGAAGGUCGCACCCCGCCGAUCAUCGUCUCCUUCCUCACACUGAUGUCGACGGCCGUGCUGUUCCUGGUGUUCUUCGCGCUUCGUUUCUCUGCUGUUAAACAGGGCAGAAAGAAAUUCCUGUGUAUACUCAAGCAACCGUUUACGAAACAAGUACAAACCGCGCAAGAGGAAGACAGCUGCAGCUGCCGAUUUCCAGAAGAAGAAGAAGGAGACUGCGGACUGUGAAUACAGAUCCCCAAAGCCGUUCGGAUGCUGCUGAGAAGAAUCAGAGGAGAAACAGAGCGAUCCCACGACCGUCCUUCUAAACCAAAAGACGCGUCCUCCACAGCGCCCAGGAUUCACCCCGACGCAUUUCUUCCAAAUGCUAAUGAGUUAGCCUUUAAAAAUGUACCACUUUUCACAGAACUGAAGACGAGACAGAGGUGGUGGUAAAAGGAACAUUUUCUAGAUACUGCUUGACAGGUUUGGGCUAGUUCUUUUGAAAUCUAGAGAAUUGUAUUUUAAAUUUAAUCACGUAGACCGAUAGUCCAGCUAAAGUUAUAAUCGAAAUUAAUUCGAGGUUUUGUGUGUGUGUGUGUGUGUGUGUGUGUGUGUGUGUGUGUGAGUGAGUGUGCACACUAAUAUGACACAUGGCCAUCAGCCACAAGGUGCAGGAAACAUCCCCCAACCAAAUUUUCCAUUGGUUCAGUCAUUUAACACAAUGACCUCCUCUACCGUCAGGGGAGAAUGACGACAGUGGCGAAGUUUUAGGUCAAGAGCAAAAACAUCUCAGACCUUGAGGAAGUGUUUCGGAAAGAGUUCAAAUGUCCUCGCAUAUGCUGUGGGCCUCUCCAUCCUGGACUCUUCCGGCUUUGCCCUUCUCCCCUCCGAGCCAGGGCUGCUAUGUUUUUUUGUUUUUUUGUUUUUGUUUUUUAUUCUUAAAUACUUUAAAAAUAAUAUUUCAUACAUCUAAACUAAUAAAUGAAACAGGUAUAAAGCAAAAUCACAGAGCGAAGACCCAUGAGCCACACCAGAGGGCUGGAGCGAGAGUUGCAGAAUGCUCUUGGGUCAUAUCUGAGAUGCCACGCAUUUUCGUGUGGCUUUUGAGCUCAGGACGGAUUUUACACAUUUAAAUGGUUUAAAGCAAUCAAAAAAGGAAGCACAUCUCAUGGCAUAUACCAUCAUGUGAAACUCAAAUUUCAGAGUCCAUAAAUGAAGUCUUACGAGAACACACAGCCACGCUUAUUUAUUUAUAAAUUAUCAAAGGCAGCCCUUGCAUUAAAUAGUUGAGACGAGAGACUCUAUGACCCAUAAAGCCUAAAAUAUUUAAUAUCUGACCCUUUAUAGGGUCAAAGUCAGGAUCAGAGCAUCUGUCCGGGUGUCGCUUCUCUCCUUCUUCUGCCCACCUUCCCACCCCACCUCCA